This is a messenger RNA of Microthlaspi erraticum, 351 nucleotides long. Lineage: Eukaryota; Viridiplantae; Streptophyta; Magnoliopsida; Brassicales; Brassicaceae. The record is from the annotation of a GenBank genome assembly.
AUGGGAAGCGCACCAGCCCAGAUUCCGACUAGCUUCGGCCAUGAGCUUAGGGCUUGUCUUCGUUGCCGACUCGUCAAAACCUAUGACCAGUUCAGGGAUGCUGGUUGCGAGAAUUGUCCUUUCUUCAAGAUGGAAGAGGAUCACGAACGUAUUGUGGAGGUCACCACACCUAAUUUCAAUGGUAUAAUCUCUGUGAUGGAUCCAAGUAGAAGCUGGGCGGCUAGGUGGUUAAGAAUCAGUAAGUUUGCUCCUGGUUGCUACACUCUUGCUGUCUCUGAGCCACUUCCUGAGGAAAUGCAGCACUUAUGCCAAGAAGAGCGUGUACAAUACGUUCCGCCGAAACGCAUGUGA